Molecule: messenger RNA, 309 nt
Organism: Aureobasidium melanogenum CBS 110374
Lineage: Eukaryota; Fungi; Ascomycota; Dothideomycetes; Dothideales; Saccotheciaceae
Exons: 2
Coding region: 1-309 (102 amino acids)
Source: RefSeq, a predicted model, not a curated record
AUGCCUUUUGGGUACAGUGUGACUUCACAAAAUCUGAAACACGGCUCGAGGGCGUCUAAUGCAGGCUGCAAGGGCCCAGGGGUCUCCACGCGGUCGACAUGGGUUGUUUUCUUCGUGCAUAUUUUCUUCAGGAUCUGCUGUCUGAUUGCCGGGUCACGACGUUUGAGCAAGACACAAGAUCCGGGCGCCAUGUCUUGCACAGCAUUAUCUCGUCAUUCCAAUAAAAUGUGCCGUGGCCGUUUAACAGACAAACAGCGGCUUGUGGGGAUUGUUAUGGAGGGCGAGGUGGAGGCCGUUGAGUGUAUGUGA